Molecule: messenger RNA, 864 nt
Organism: Seminavis robusta
Lineage: Eukaryota; Bacillariophyta; Bacillariophyceae; Naviculales; Naviculaceae
Source: the annotation of a GenBank genome assembly
AUGACAGUCAACUAUGGUUUGGGAAUGGAUCUCUACGUGACAAAAAAGGCCAAACUGGGUCAGGACCCAUUGCGGGAAGACGCAGACCCUGAAUUGCUCUGGACUAAGGUGAAGAAAAGCAAAACGUCCAUUGGGGCAGUGAUAAUGGACCAGUCCUAUUUCACAGGACCUGGCAAUAUCUAUAGAGCCGAAAUUCUCUUCAAGGCGGGCGUCCACCCCGACAUUCCUGGUAUGGCUUUGCAACGAUCCAACUUUGAUCAAAUUUGGCAACACACGGUCACUCUACUACAGCGAGGAUACCAAACUGGGAGCAUCCUAACAGUGGAUCCAGAGGAGGCCAGACGUCUGGGGAAACCCAAAUUGAGACGUUACAUUUACAAUACCAGCCACUGUCCACGAUGCAAGUCACGAAUUCAAGUGUGGGAUAUUGCCGGUCGCACUUGUUACGCUUGUCCCACCUGCCAGCCCAAGCAAACAGCAAUAGAAGAUUCAAAGAAGCCCAGAGGCAAGCGCUCUACGAACAAAGAUUGCGAACCAUUCAACUCUCAUUGUGCCCGCGAGUCGGUCGAAACUAGACUAGAUGAGAGUGGCCCGGAGCGAUUGACAGUCAAAGAAAUCAAAACGCAGCUCCAUCACAUGGGCGUACGAGACGUUCCCACUGGCCGAAGGAAAGCUGCGCUGGUGAAGCUCCUGGUCGAACAUCGGAAAGCAAUAAAGGAACACCCUUCUCUAAAGAUUAUCACGCCCGCCGCAAUGCCAACUACUUCGGCGAAUGCUGUCAUCGUUUCGUCCGAAGCCGCUGCAGCAGAAAAAGCUUGUUCGCGUUUGGAUCGAUACAUAGACAGCCUGCAGGCUUAUAGCUAA